Messenger RNA from Daucus carota subsp. sativus, 2277 nucleotides. RefSeq lists its product as uncharacterized. Bases 25 to 1986 code for a protein of 653 amino acids. Lineage: Eukaryota; Viridiplantae; Streptophyta; Magnoliopsida; Apiales; Apiaceae. Gene Ontology annotation, molecular function: protein binding. The record is from RefSeq and is a predicted model, not a curated record. The transcript is spliced from 3 exons.
UUAUGAAAUUAGGGCAAACUUGAAAUGAAAAUGGAUGGUAAAAUGAGUAAAAAAGCUAGAAAUGAUGACAAGAUUGGAGGUGUAGACAGGAUCAGCAGUUUGCCGGAUCAACUACUUCAUCACGUCCUCUCCUUUUCGGAUGCGCGAUUGGCGGUUCAAACCAGCGUUCUCUCGAAACGAUGGAAGCUUAUUUGGACUACUCUCCCUGUUCUCAAUUUCACUUGGUCUAGUAAAAACACUGACUUUACUUUUAGUUCUGGUAUUAAGUUCAUUGACAAUAUCUUCUCUCGUCGAAACAAUACUUCUGAUGUAUUGAAACUCAAUCUUUUUUUCUUUUAUGAAUCCCCGCAAUAUAGGACUCCUUUGGUUGACAAGUGUACUAAUUAUGCAAUUUCACAUAAUGCUCGUGAAGUAAAUGUAGAUGUCCUUGGGGCUGAUUAUACUGUGACUAUGAAAUUAAUAGGACUGCAUGCCAUCGUAUUGAAUUUGAAGCUACCCUUUGAUCUGUACCUGAAAGAAUUAGAUUCUUGUUGGCCUUUACCCGCUUUAACAACUCUAUGCUUGGUACGCCCUGAUUAUUUGAAACCCUACAAGUUACCUGCAUUAUAUUUGUUUGACUUGUUUGCUUUGCGGACUCUGUUACUUGAUGGUUUCGAGUUACCAAGUUCUGUUAGCUUGCCUGCUUUGCGAACUCUCAUACUGCAUAUUGUCGAAUUCCCUGAAAAUAUGAGUGACUUCUGCCGGAUCUUCCGGGCGCUUGGAAACCUUCGGAACCUCACAUUAUUUUUCUGGACAACCUUAAGGUGUGAUUGUGUUAUAGAUUGUCCCCAGUUGGUCAAUUUGGAAAUCAAUUACUGCACUAGCAAAUCAGGAAAGAGUAUAGUGUCUAGUAAUUCUGGUAAAAUACUGGUUUUGGCUCCGAAAAUCCUCAAUUUCAGUUCUGUUGGCAUCUUCCCAAUCAAAUUUGGAGCUUUUGACUUGGAGAAUGUGAAUAUACAAUUACGGGAUAGUGCUGUAAUCAAGACUGUUGCACCAUCUAAGACGAAGAAAAUUUUUCAUAAGCAGGUUACUCAUAUGUUAGUGGGACUGUCCCGCACAAAAAUUCUUGCACUGGACUCGAACACCAUUGAGGCACUCUCUGCUCUUUCGGACUUUCUUGUUCAAACUUCCUCUCCUUUUUUUAUGUUAGAGCAUGUGAAGGUACCGCAUGGAUAUGAGGAAUCAAGUAUGUCCACAUACCUCAAAUGGUUCCUACUUGGUUGUUGUCCAAAAGCCACUAUCAUCACUAUAUUGCCUCAGAAAAUCGAGAUCAUAGAGCCAGCAUCUUUGGCAGCUCAGAAUGUGCUACCACAAGGCCCCUUGACAGAUCCAACAAAGGUACUGGUUGGCUCUAAAAAGUUGCAUACAAAAAUAAAUGAUGACAGGGCGACACAGUUUGAUGUUACAGUGGAAGGGUUGGGCAAUGACGGGGUGAGCUCUUCUAGAAGGGAUAGUGAUUUUGGGUUAUGGCAGGGCCAUGAAGUGAAGUCCGAGUUUGCACGUCUACUCCAUAACAUUAUGAAUAACUACCCUGAAACCUUUGAGCACUUUACCACCUCAGACAAGAAGUUAUCAACUAUGAAGCUGAAUAUGUUAUGCACCUCAGUGAAUGUGUUUACCAAAAUCUCUAUGACUCAGGUUGAUACUGAGAUGAUUGCCGAGUACAGGGAUGUAUUUGCUGGCUUGCAGAAAUUCGGGUUCAACGUAAGUUGGCUUGUGAGCCGUCUAAACUAUAUUGAAAAGCUCCGGAAUUCACAACCUCUUUCUGAGCUUCAUGUGAUUGACUGCAAUAUCAAUAGUGCCAAAAGUAAGUUACAAGAUCUUGAGACUCUUCGUAAGAAGAAGAUGGAAGAGAUUCAGAAAGCUUUUGGAAGUAUGGGAACAAACCUUGCUGUUGGCUGCAUUGGGAAUGAUCUCCUCCGUGCUCCUGAAUUUAAUGGAAAUUGAUGUGUGUUUGAAGGUUGGUUAAAUGUUGCACCGUCUGGUUGUCAAGUCUUUAGUUACUUCUUGACUUUAAACCGAACUGUUUUUGGUGUAUGGUUUUUGCUUAAUUGUCAUGGAAGUCUGUAUGGUGCUUGGUAUCUUGUACAACUCCAUCCCAAAAAGGGGUGCCUGCAUUUACUUUGCCAAAGUAAUGUGGUUUGGUGACAAGUUAUUGUUGAUUUUGUUAGACUAUGCAUUACUAGCAAUACUAAUUAUUGUUCCUUUUGUCAGAAUUAUACAUUAGUGUCGAUAGUU